Molecule: messenger RNA, 1209 nt
Organism: Melanaphis sacchari
Lineage: Eukaryota; Metazoa; Arthropoda; Insecta; Hemiptera; Aphididae
Exons: 7
Coding region: 251-820 (189 amino acids)
Molecular function (GO): sequence-specific DNA binding
Source: RefSeq, a predicted model, not a curated record
CAAUAAUGAAUACAAUCAAAAUCGAUAAAAUGAUAACGUUGCGCAAUUUCCAAGCCCGUUCGGAUUAACGAGACCCUACUGUACAUUUCUAUAAACUAUAGGUAGUAUAGAAGUCUGUGCAUCUUACCCAUAGAGCUUCCUCUACGGUUUAACAUCUACAGCCUAAACCAUGGCUAAAUAACAUGGUAUGUUGUCAAAAUCAACUAUGUUAAUGCUGUUAUACGUAUCUCGUUGAUAUGUCAACGUAUAUAUGUGUUCCGUCAAAGGUUGUAAUAGUGGUAGUCGUAGUAAAGCAUUCCAAAAAACUAUUCCCACACCACGUCUUUUUAGCUUUCCGAAAGAUAGAGAGUUACAAAAGAAAUGGAUUGAUUUAUGUGGAAAAGGAGAUCAGAUAAAUGUUAAAGGGGCUAUGGUAUGUUCAUUGCAUUUUGAAACUACAGAUUAUGUUAAACCACUAAUUCAAUUAGUUCUUGGUUAUUCUCCAAAGUGUCAACGCACGCUUAAACCAAACGCUAUACCCUCCAAACACAUGCAAGGAUUUAAUAAAAAUCCAAAAUAUAGAAGUCCAAACAUUAAAAAUUCUCCAUUUUGUGUUGAAACAUUAAGUUGCGAAGACACUCAAUCUUUUUCUGUUGCAAAUAAAAUGUCAUCCUUAAAGUCAAAUGAAUUAAAUGAAUUGGAAAACAUAGAACUGCAAGUUGCUUCAAAACCUAUAAACAAAUGUCUAAAGUCCAGUCCAGCUUGUAAACGCACAUUAUUUGCAUCUAAAUUAGAAUAUGAGACAGUUAGGGAAGCAGAUAGUUAUAGUACUACAAAUUAGGGUAGUGAUCAAACUGAAGUUAAUAUGUUAAGAGAACAAUUACUUCAACACAUACAAAGUCUGGAAGAAAUUAAAAAAGAAAACAAGUUUUUAAAGAAGUCUGUAGAAUUACAAAAGAGUGUAAUAAAUUCAAUUCCUAGUAAAGCUAAGAAGACUAAGGAAUUUGAGUUAAAGUGCCAUAGUCUUCUGUCAGGAAUGUUUACUACGACCCAAAUUAAUUUAAUUCUACACCCAAAAAAAAAGUGUAUAAAUGGUCAGAAGAAGACAUUGCCAAUGCCAUUACUCUUAGGAGUCUUUCUCCAAAGGCUUAUAGAUAUUUAAGAGGUGAAAAAAAGUAUCCUUUACGGGUGAGUCUAACAAUUAAUAAUAUUAAAAUAAUAAUUUAAAUA